AUAAAAUUUGAAAUUGAUCGUUUAAUUCUGAAAAGUAAAAACAUUUCAUGAUGCUCAUGAUAACUCUACUAUUAUGUUGAAACUACAACCAUCAUGAUCUAAUGUUGUCAUAAAUAUUGUUUGGAGAAGAAUGUAUUUAGUAAACAUCAUGCGAUCGUGCCAUUCUAUAAAGGAAUUAAGUGGAACAACAAUUGUUCAACUUUUCCGUAGUGAUAAGGACAAUCUCAGAUACUAGAUUGAUAAAUCUUAACAAUGUGAACAAAAUGGCUGAGAAAGAAGGUUUGAUAUCGCGUAUUGAUGGAACUAUCAUGUUCUCUAUCACAACAGAGGCAUCAGCAGCUGUUAUUACAUUAGAUCCAUGGGAUAAACUUUUAAUCAUCGCCAGCGCUGGGCUAUUUCUGUUGUUUGUACUCGUCUGUAUCAUGUGUGUCUUGUCUCCAUUCUGUUGGCUGUACCACUACUGUCCAUUCCAGACUCAUGCACCAGUCAAAGGUCAUGAUCCAGCGCAAGGAUAUGGAUCAACUUCCACUGGAAGUCAAAGUCCUCCAUCUGAGUGCAUGCCGUUAUCGCCACGCAUGCGUGUUGGAUCCGUGAAAGAAUCGUCAGAAUUUUCUGACUCUAGUGGUCCUAGCAUGAUAGAAAUGAAAAGGGCACAAUGGAAAGACGGUUUAAUGCAGAAGAGAAGUUUAAGUGUUCCCAAUGUCGACUCCAUGGACCAUAAAGUAACGUUACUGAAGGGGAGUCUGGAUUUUACCAUGAAAUAUGAUAAAAAUGAACGUAAACUUAUAGUAAACAUUUUAAAAGUAACCGAAAUGAUCUUGAGUGACACAGCAGCAGUGAUUUCCCCUUAUGUGCGCGUGCGCUUUUACAGGGUUCCAUAUCAAUUCUUUAGUCUCAGCAAGGAUCACGUGAUAAAUAAUUUACAUAUUGAAAUUCGAACUAAAAUGAAGAAACAUAAUGACAAUCCGACAUUUAAUGAACUUUUUGUGAUUCCAAUAGAUAAAGACGACUUAAAAUUAUAUACCGUAAAAAUACAACUAUGUGACCUAGAUAAAUAUUCCCGCCAUAUUGUUCUCGGUGAGGCAACGUUUACACUAAAGAAACUUAAUCUGGCGGAAAACGAAGAAGCAGAAUGCUCUGAAAAUCUACAACCUCCUAUAGAUGAAGAUAUAGGAGAUGUCUCUAUAGGACUUAAUUAUCUACCAACGGCAGAAAAGUUGUAUCUGACUAUUGUAAAAAUCCGUGGACUUCGACCGAUGAAUAAACAAGAUAAUACAACCGAUGCAUACGCCAGGGUCGCUUUAAUGUUCGAUGGUAGACAUCUUAAGAAAAGUAAAACAAUUAUCAAAAAAGGAGAUCUCAAUCCUGAAUUUGAUGAAACAUUUGCAUUCGAUGUACCAAGUCAGAAGCUUGGGAGCGUUUAUUUCCGAGUGUCAUUACUACACGCCGGAAAGACUAAGGAAGAGCAUAGACUAUUAGGUCGAGUUUAUAUUGGGCCGAAUUUAGAUGCUGAUUCUCAUGCACACUGGAUGGAAAUGAUUCAGUUGCCAAGGAAACAAGUUACAGCUUGGCACAAAAUCCAAGGAUAAGUCAAGGUCACAUCUUCGAUCCAAUAACAAAAAUGUAACGUAGAAUUUUUUGUUUACGAAAUCUAAUUAGCAGGAAGAGUGCGCUGAUUAAAAAACUAAAAUAUCAUAAAACAAAUCAUUAUGAUUAAUUGUAGAGGUGUAGAGAUGAAAUUAUAUUAUAUAUACUGUUGAUUCAGAAAUUAUUGCGAUGUUUUUAUUAUAUUGCAAAAAAAUGCGACAGUGUUAUAAUCGCAAUAAUUUAUAUUCGCAUUUUGAAUUUGACAGAGUAACAAGUGUAGUUUCAAAUUUCUUAAUGUCAUAUAUAUCAAAAAUGAACAACCGGUAAACUUCUUCGAAUUACAUUAAAUGAGAGGAGUAGGUCCGGUAAGGGCCGAUUUUAGCCUCAAAUUUCAGGUUCAUCUAACAAAGAUUUUGGACACUUAUCAAACUUUUUUUAGAAGUGUCUACUUCAAUUGAUUCAAUUAGUUUAUGUGAAAGAUUUAAACUCAACUUGUCAUUAAAAACGCUCCGAAUCAAGCUUAAAUAUGAAAAUUCUGUCAAAUAUGCAAAAAAACCCGUCACUUUUCAGAUGUUUUUUUGUCUUAAAUGAAAGUGGCCGCUAUGUGU
This is a messenger RNA of Mytilus trossulus (common blue mussel), 2195 nucleotides long. RefSeq names its product synaptotagmin-A-like. The transcript has 6 exons. Gene Ontology annotation, cellular component: exocytic vesicle; plasma membrane. Gene Ontology annotation, biological process: calcium-ion regulated exocytosis; regulation of dopamine secretion; regulation of calcium ion-dependent exocytosis. Lineage: Eukaryota; Metazoa; Mollusca; Bivalvia; Mytilida; Mytilidae. The coding region runs from base 264 to 1589 and encodes 441 amino acids. The record is from RefSeq and is a predicted model, not a curated record. Gene Ontology annotation, molecular function: calcium ion binding; SNARE binding; phosphatidylserine binding.